AUGCCUAUUACGCAUUCGGUGCAAGUUUUUGGAAGAAAAAAAACUGCCACGGCUGUUGCAUAUUGUAAGAAGGGACGUGGACUCAUUAGGGUGAAUGGUCGUCCUUUAGAGCAUAUACAACCCGAGAUAUUACGCAUUAAACUUCAGGAACCACUGUUAGUUUUGGGUAAAGAACGUUACCAGGAUGUCGAUAUCAGAAUAAGGGUAAAUGGCGGUGGACAUGUUGCACAGAUAUACGCAAUCCGUCAGGCAUUAGCAAAAGCUAUUGUUGCAUAUUACCAAAAAUUUGUUGAUGAACAAAGUAAAAAGGAGCUUAAAGAACAGUUGGUGGCAUAUGAUCGUAAUCUUUUGGUUGCUGAUCCUAGAAGACGUGAACCUAAAAAAUUUGGUGGUCCAGGUGCAAGGGCCCGUUAUCAGAAAUCAUAUCGUUAA
This is a messenger RNA of Thelazia callipaeda (thelaziosis nematode), 432 nucleotides long. NCBI's taxonomy places the organism in Eukaryota, Metazoa, Nematoda, Chromadorea, Rhabditida, Thelaziidae. The record is from the annotation of a GenBank genome assembly.